Molecule: messenger RNA, 2243 nt
Organism: Ictalurus furcatus (blue catfish)
Lineage: Eukaryota; Metazoa; Chordata; Actinopteri; Siluriformes; Ictaluridae
Gene: il15ra
Product: interleukin 15 receptor subunit alpha
Exons: 8
Coding region: 498-1397 (299 amino acids)
Biological process (GO): interleukin-15-mediated signaling pathway
Cellular component (GO): plasma membrane
Molecular function (GO): interleukin-15 receptor activity
Source: RefSeq, a predicted model, not a curated record
AGUGAAACGGAAGCAGUGCGGUUAUCUUCCUGUAGCAGCAAUAAACGUGGCUCUCGGUUCAAACGGAUACUGGUACUUAUCAUUAAUAGGCAAAUUGAAGCCCGUGACGGUAGAAAAUAAAUAAUAAUCGAGGGUAAGACGGAAUAUUGACCGCGUGUUAAGACACGCGAAUUGUAGUUUGUUGGAGGAAUGUUUAUAUCUAGACUUUGAGCGCAUUAUAGUAUAACUUAUACCCUAAAAUUAAUUACAUGCACAAAGCAUGUAUGUCGCGUGUGUUUUGUUUCAAGUCUCCUCGCUCCACGACUUAGACAUAUCUCCAAAGAGAAAGCGAAAGUGUUUCUUGCCCAGCCAGGAAGGAAGCACGAGCGCGCUCGCAAGCGCACACACGCAAACACACACGCACGCGCACACAGUGACUACUACGUGUGUGUAGUUCUUAAAAUGUGUAUACAGCCCUGGCAGGACAGUCAUACUCGGACAGUCUGGACGCAUUGGAUAUGCGCGCAUCCAUACUAACCUUCAUCUUCAUCAUAUCUGAAUAUUCCAUCAUCACUGGAGGAUAUGGAAAUUGUGGGAAUCCUAAUGUGAUCGAUAAUGCAGAGAUAAAAACAAAUGUCACUGUUCAGAAGUUCCGCAUGUCUUGUAAAGAAGGAUACGUGAGAAAAGCUGGAACUUCCAACCUCUUCCAAUGUAACAAAAGCAAAUGGAUCAACGAGCCUCCUCUAAAAUGCAUACGUGAUCCAAAACGGCCACUUCCAGUUGCAACCACAUUGAUCAGCACUUCUCAUUCACCUGUCACUCUGUCAUGGUCCAGUCCAACACCAAAGACACAUCAAACUCCUACAGAACCAGAAAGCAUUUCCACAACAUCUGGGAAAAUUGUCUUCACAGCAACACACACAGCUUCCACAACAUCAUCGACGUCCUACCAAAGCUCUCAGAGGACCACAGCAAUGGAGGAAACACCUCUGGCAACAUCCAUUACGGCUAGAAUUACAGCUUUACCCACAACUGAGAAAGAAAAUCUGACCACAGUAUCCUCACAUACCCCUAGCAGCAUUUCUACUACAAGCACUGCAGUUGCUGGCAAUAAGUCUCAUGGAAUUGCAACUGAACUGGAUAGUUCCACGAAGGGCAUCACUGCAGGGAUUAUAAUACUUGUCAUUAUUGCUGGUUUGGCAGCAACCAUAGCCAUUCUUUUUUGGCGUAAACGUUCAAAGCUACGGAGCACUUCACAUCCUAUAGAAAUGACGAUCCAGAAUCCUGGCUCAGAUCAGCCCUUAAUAAUGGCCUCCCCUAUCACGAGCAGCUGUCCUCCAGACUCCGUCCAACCUCCAUUCACUCCUUUUGAAGACUCUCCUAAGUGCAUAUAUACAAAUGCUCCCCUUUCUGCUUAAAAUGCGGACCAGGGCAAGUUAAAUAGAAAUUAUUUCAUGUGUGGCCAACAGCAUUAUGAUCAAAAAAGCCAUAUGUACAAUAAAAAUGCAGUAUACAUUCUUGAAACAAUGAAAACUACAUGAAAGUGAAUGACAGGAAUAAAAAAAAUUAUACUUCUGAGCAUCCUUCAGUGUAAUGGGCAGUUUUAUUCUAAUAUUUUCUAGCUCAUUCUGCUCAUUUCUGCACAGGUUCAGCUUUAUUUGCUUUAUCUAUGUUGCAUGACAUGUGUAUGUGCUCUCAGUAAUUUGUCAGAGAUAUGUGUUCACUUAAAGUGCAGAAAUGGCCUUUAAUCUAAUUAAUUAUGAAAUGUUAUUCAUAUUCAGGUAAUAUUUUGGUAUUUUAUAUUUUAUUUUAAGUUUUUUUUUUUUGCAGUAAAUAUAGGAUACAGGUAGCUUUUUAUCUUGUUAAACAGGCAGUGAUGAUUUUUUUUUAUUUAAAAAAAUAUAUAUAUAGGGUUAUAUUGACCCUAUAUAAAUAUGUAAUAAAUGUGUUGUGGCAUUUAUUAUGCAGCUGUAAACAUUAACCAAUAUGAACAUUUUGGGUAAUGUUUUUGCUGUUGGACCUGAGGAGUUAAAGUAAUAUAGAAGUUUAAUAAUUAGUCUUUGUGCCCUAGCAGACUGUUUGAUAUGAAAAAAAAAAAAAAAAAAGAAUAUGCAUUGAUGUGCUUGCUUUAAGUUUAUUUAUAUGUAUGGAGCAUGGAGAAAUCAUUGUAAUAUUAUUCUUGUACAUAAUCAUAUAUUUUCAGAAAAACAAUGAGCAAUCUUAUGAUUUCCAUGUUAAAUAAAAUCAUUACACCAUACAACGGA